UCAAGGGUCCUGACUUUCUGAAAAAUCGCUUGGAAAGGAAAUGGCCUGGCAUGUGGGGAUGGCGGGCAUUGGCUCAUCUAUUGCUGUACUGCCCGAUGCUUUGGGGCCAAGAUGGUGAGGGAGAACCAAAUGGAAGUGGCCUUGAGGGGCUGGGAAAGCAGGGGUAGCUCAAACCUGCCCAUGGUUCCUUCCGGAGUCCCUCAGGGGCCCUAGAGGGUCCCUUGUCCUUGAAGGUGGGCCUGUCCCAUUGGAAGGGUCAGCCCUCUGCUGAUAGGAGCGGCCCUUCUGUUUAAGAGUCCGGGGUUCCACCGCCCCCACAAUUACAAACAUAUUCAAUUAUCUUGUCAAAAUUAAACAAUGUAGAUGUAUUUAGAUUUAUUUUAAAUGUGAAAAUUCUCCUUUAUUCCCCGCCCCCCAUGGCUUUUCUCUUUGCACCAUAAAGAGUUUGAGGGUGGCCUUCCACACAUUUUCCUGUGCAUUUGCACACAGGCAGCUUCUCCCCUUUUUCCGCUUAAUGGAAAUAGGAUCCCAGAUGUGCUUCAUUGUUUCUGCCCUUGAAGUACCCUUGGUCAUGAAAUGUCAACCAGGAGGAAGUCUUUCACUCUGUAGGAGAAAACAGGCCCAGAGUGCAGAUGGCUUUCCCACCCAUAGCCGGUGGCAGAUGUGGAAUUACAAUACUGGAAUUCUUCAAGCCUUGGCUGAGCUUUGGCUAGGUACUCUAGAAAAUACGAUGAAUGAAACGAUUUAAGAAAGUCGAUGGCCUCGUGGUGUCUGGCCUGUGGGUAGGGUUUUAUGCUUUACUUCUGCGGUAGAUGGAACUAAUUAGUGUCCUGCAAAAAUCCAGUUGUUCUGGGGAUUGGUUCCAGAACCCCCAGGGACAACAAAAUCCUCAGAUGUGAAGUCCCUUGUAUAAAAUGGCAUCAUAUUUUACAACCUACACACAUGCCCUAUAUACUUUAAAUCAUUUCUAGAUUACUUACACUCAGUACAAUGUAAAUGCUAUAUAAAUAGUUGCCUGUGCCAGGGAAAAUCAAAUUUUGCUUUUUGGAACUUUCCGGAGUAUUUUUCCCCUGAAUAUUUUAGUCGAAUUCACAGAUGUGGAACCUGUGGAUAAGGAAGGCUGACUGUAACUAGAAAAUCAUUAACUCUUCUACAGACGAAUAAGUCAAAGUCCAGGGACAGAAAGAAUCUUUUGUAUAAACUGUACAUGAAGAUUGCAGCAAAACUGAUAGACUCUUAGUCCCCCUGUUUCUAUUGUGUUAUGAAGCUAAACAGCCCCUGGCAAAUGCUUAGGAAGGUGCUACUGACUGAUGAAUUAGAAUAAGGUCCUUCAGCUUAGCAGUGAGGUUUGUAGGAAGUCUCAGAGCGAGGCCAGCUUCUCUUUGUACCAACCUCAUGUCCCAAAGGCGGUUUCUAAGCAGCAGCAGAGAGAAUCUGCCAGUGGGAGGUGGCCAGCCCCCUCGGAGGCAGCGGCGUGAGGAAUUCUAUCGGCAUAAAGGACCAUUUCCUUCUGAUCAGUGUGGACGGCUGGGCAGGGAGCCGCCGUGCUGAUGCUGAGGGGCCCCGGGCAUGGAGAGUGGCCUGGCUGGCGGCAGCCCAGGGGAUGGGCUGGUGAUGAAGAUCAAGCAAGAGAAGUCCGAGUGGCUCCCGCAGGCGCUAGUGCCACAGGCUGCGCUUUCCCAGAAGGAUAAGGAGAACAUUUUCCAGCAGCAUCGGGGCCUCCCGCCCUGCCAGACCACGGGGAAGCCUCGAGCCCUGGGGGGACAGGAGGAGACUGGGGGUCCAAGGUGGGCCCCUCCCGCGGAGCAGGAUGAGGGCCCCGCAGGUCGGGCUCCUGGGGCGGCCCCCGGCCCCCUGAGCCCCGCCCUUUCUGCCGGCGAGGGUCACUUCGUGUGCCUGGACUGCGGGAAGAGGUUCAGCUGGUGGUCGUCCCUGAAGAUCCACCAGCGCACGCACACAGGCGAGAAGCCAUACCUGUGCGGCAAGUGCGGCAAGAGCUUCAGCCAGAAGCCCAACCUGGCGCGCCACCAGCGGCACCACACAGGCGAGCGGCCCUUCUGCUGCCCCGAGUGCGCCAGACGCUUCAGCCAGAAGCAGCACCUGCUCAAGCACCAGAAGAUCCAUUCUCGGCCCACCGCCCACCCGUGCCCCGAGUGCGAGCGCUGCUUCCGCCACCAGGUGGGCCUCCGCAUCCACCAGCGAGCGCACGCCCGGGACCGCCAGGGCGCCCGCUCCGGGCUGCAGGCGCUGCUCCGGGACGCCGCGUCCCGCCGGGGCUGUCGCCUGCGACCGGGGCCCCAGCGGGGGCGCCCCGAGUGGGCCUGGCUGGGGCUCUGCCAGGGCUGGUGGCGCCAGCCGGGGCCCCGGACCUCCGCCCCCUCGGAGCCGCGCCAGUUCAUCUGCAACGAGUGCGGCAAGAGCUUCACGUGGUGGUCGUCGCUGAACAUCCACCAGCGCAUCCACACGGGCGAGCGGCCCUACCCGUGCCCCGAGUGCGGGCGCCGCUUCAGCCAGAAGCCCAACCUGACGCGCCACCUACGCAACCACACCGGCGAGCGCCCGCACCCCUGCUCGCACUGCGGCCGCAGCUUCCGCCAGAAGCAGCACCUGCUCAAGCACCAGCGCACGCACCUGCCCGGCGCCCCGGCCGCGCGCCGCCCCGGCUGCGCCCAGAGCUGCCCCGGCCGCGCCGCUCUGUGGGCCCACCCGCGCGCGCACCUCGCCCCCGCCGCCCCCGCGCCGCCACCGCCCCCCGCACCUCCCGCCCUGGGCGCCCCCGGCCUGUCGCCGCCGCCACGCGCCCCCGCGCCGGCCGGGGCGCCCGGGGACAUGCUGUGGGGCCGAGCGCGGGCGGGUGGGCCUGGCGAGCCGCGCCAGUUCAUCUGCAACGAGUGCGGCAAGAGCUUCUCGUGGUGGUCGGCGCUCACCAUCCACCAGCGCAUUCACACGGGCGAGCGGCCCUACCCGUGCCCCGAGUGCGGGCGCUGCUUCAGCCAGAAGCCCAACCUGACACGCCAUCGGCGCAACCACACGGGAGAAAGGCCCUACUUGUGCGCCGCCUGCGGUCGCGGCUUCAGCCAGAAGCAACACCUGCUCAAGCACCAGCGCGUUCACCGGGGGUCCCUGGUGCCUACCCCCAGCGCCAAGGGCGAGGCGCUUUAGGGCGCCUGGACCCAAGCCGACCUGUGGGGGGGGGGGCGGGGAAAGGAACGCUUGCCGGGUGCGUGUGGGUAAUGGCCAGGAAGGGUGGCUUUUAGAACCCCAAGGGUGAGGUUUCUUCAAGGCUCUGAGACCUGAGAACAGAAUUCCAGAAGCCUCCCCAAAGAGGGACCAGGCAAAGUCCCAGGAAAGGCAGAGGGAAGAAAUAAGACUGGACAUCUUCACUCUGGAGCCUGGAUGUGUCCGUGAUGGUUGAGGCUCGUCCUUCCUCAGAGGUGGGACCCCAACCCUCAGACACCGAGGGACGGGGCGCCCUGGGAGAGGCUCCCUGAAAUGGCCCUGAUCUGGACUGUGCAGCUGUGGCACCGGCCUGUCGCGCUCAGCUGCGGAAUGGCCCAGGGACUGUCCUGGUGGGGGAGUCUCAACAGCCUGAUGGCAAGAUGGGAACUGGAAGCUGUGGCUAGGAAGGGCAAGCACAUCCCCAGCGCCAAGGCCAGCGUCCAGCACUUGAUGGCCCCUCAAUACAUGUUUUUGGAAGGAGUGAA
This is a messenger RNA of Sus scrofa (pig), 3704 nucleotides long. Lineage: Eukaryota; Metazoa; Chordata; Mammalia; Artiodactyla; Suidae. The record is from RefSeq and is a predicted model, not a curated record.